Cynoglossus semilaevis (tongue sole) is the source of this 1016-nucleotide messenger RNA. It is a transcript of the gene tnnt2d, whose product is annotated as troponin T2d, cardiac. Lineage: Eukaryota; Metazoa; Chordata; Actinopteri; Pleuronectiformes; Cynoglossidae. Gene Ontology annotation, molecular function: tropomyosin binding; troponin C binding; troponin I binding. The transcript has 11 exons. Bases 144 to 851 code for a protein of 235 amino acids. Gene Ontology annotation, biological process: cardiac muscle contraction; sarcomere organization; regulation of muscle contraction. Gene Ontology annotation, cellular component: troponin complex. The record is from RefSeq and is a predicted model, not a curated record.
AGUGGCCAUAGGUCACGACAGUCACAUGAGUAAGAAAAAGGGUGCAGCAUGUAGCACUUGAUGCUCAUUCUGCCUGAGGAGCUCGACGAGCUGAAGUCUGUCUCUGAUCCUGUGUCAGUGUCACAGGGCUCACCUCCAACAAGAUGUCGGACACAGAGGAAAUCGAGGAGGAGGAAGUUCAAGAGGAAGAAGCUCAAGAGGAGACGACAGACGAGUCAAAGCCUAAACCAAAGUUCAUGACGAAUAUAACGGCCCCAAAGAUCCCUGAUGGAGAAAAGGUGGACUUUGAUGACAUCCACAGGAAGCGACAGGAGAAAGAUCUGUCUGAGCUUCAGUCUCUGAUCGAGGCUCACUUCAUCCAGAGGAAGAAAGAGGAAGAGGAGCUCUUGGCCCUUGUCAACAGAAUUGAGAAGCGUCGUGCAGAGAGGGCAGAGCAGCAGAGGAUCAGAACCGAGAAGGAAAAGGAGAGACAGACCAGGCUGGCGGAGGAGAAGGAGCGCAAGGAGAUGGAGGAUCAACGGAAGAAGCUGGACGAGGACGCCAAGAAGAAGAAGGCGCUCACAAACAUGAGCCAGCACUACGGUGCUGGACAGAAGAGUGACAACAGAAGAGGCAAGAAACAGACCGAGAGAGAGAAGAAGAAAAAGAUCCUGGCAGAACGCAGAAAGCAGCUCAACGUCGAUCAUCUGAACGAGGACAAACUCAAGGAGAAGGCUAACGAACUGUGGCAGUGGCUGAUGGGACUGGAGGCUGAGAAGUUUGACCUGAGCGAGAAACUCAAAAGGCAGAAGUAUGAUGUAAGUGACGCCACACGCGCACAGACUGUUGGGUGUGUGUCGGCUGUACUUUAACAACGUUCACAUGUGCUUCCAGAUAAAUCAACUUCUUGCUCGAGUCCAGGAUCACCAGAGGUGAGUACAUAAGAAAAAAAAAAUGGAAGUCCAGACAAAGGUUGCUUUUUUUAACAAAUGCAGAAAUACCUUGAGAUACGAGCAUAAUCCAUUCCAGGGCCGAGC